CAAAAUUUCAAAAAAACAUUGUUGAGUUUUAUACACGCUGCACAUGUAAAAUUGUUAAAUGGGAAACUUUUCGAUAAACAAACCCGAAAAAUGUCGUUUUUUAUAAAAGGAAAACAAUCUGGCGGAGUCAAAAGGGGUCAGGCCCCGAACCGCAAAGCCAAGAAACGGAAACCCGACUCGAGAGCAUCGAAAAAUGAAGAAAUAACCAGCAGUGAAGACGAAGAUUUAAUUGAGGACAAAGUUGAGGAUUUCAGUGCUUCCGAGGACGAAAACGAGACUGCUCAAGAGAAAAAAGUUCGUCUAGCUAAAGUGUACCUUGAAGAAAUCGAACGGGAAGAAAAGGCGCGCCUCGAAAAAGAGGAAAUAGAUCAAAGUGUUAUAUCUAAAAGACUCAAAGAAGACUAUCUUAAGGAAACUGGUAAACUAAGAUUAACUGUAGCAGAUAAAUAUAAACAGCAAAUAGACUUAAAUACCAUUAAAACCCUCAAGUGUAAACAUCAGAGAAACAGUUUAACUUGUUCAUGUAUUUCAAGCGAUAAUGAGUUUUUAUUCAGUGGAAGCAAAGAUGGAGUUGUAAUAAAAUACUCUCUAAAAACUUUUUUAAAAGUUGGACACAUACCUUUUGUCCAGAAUAACAAUACUAAGGACCUAAUAGGGCACUCAAGUGAAAUUUUGAGCUUGGCCAUAUCAACAGACAAUAAAUAUUUAGCAGUAGGUGACAAAAUAGGAAAUGUUCACAUUUGGGAUCCAAAUACAUUGAAACAUAUUAAAACACUUACUGGACAUAAAAAUUCAAUUUACGGUUUAUGUUUUAAAAAAGAAUCCCACACACUAUAUUCUUGUAGCAAAGAUAAAACAAUAAAAGUUUGGAGUUUGGAUGAAAUGGCUUACGUAGAGACACUAUUUGGACAUCAGGACAUAGUGGCUUCAAUUGAUACACUUUAUAGAGACAGGGUGGUCACUUCAGGAGGUCAUGAUUUAAGAGUUUGGAAAAUCACUGAAGAAACUCAAUUAAUUUAUAAUGGACAUUUGGGUAAUAUUGAUAAUGUUAGACUCAUCAAUGAAGAACAUUUUGUAUCUGCAGGAGACGAUGGACAAAUUUGCAUUUGGAGUGUCAUGAGAAAAAAACCUUUACAAUGCAUUGAAAGUGCACAUGGAAAAGAGUUAUUGAACGAGCAACCCAGAUGGAUAACUGCCGUAGCAGCCCUAAUGAAUACAGAUUUAAUCGCCUCUGGUUCAUAUGACGGCUAUGUCAGGCUAUGGAAACUUGAAGAUACAUUUAAAAAAUCCAAGGAAAUAUCCAAAAUUCCUGUCGAUGGAAUUGUUAAUGCUUUGUGUUUUACUUCUGAUGGAUUAAAGCUUUUAGUCUCAGUCAGUCGAGAUUACAGAUUGGGCAGAUGGAACACAGUUAAAACUGCUAAAAAUUGUAUACUUGUUAUACCUUUUAUUAUUUCUAGUUGAUUGUUACAGUUGAAUAAACCUUUUUCCUGGAACAAGUA
Molecule: messenger RNA, 1499 nt
Organism: Ceutorhynchus assimilis (cabbage seed weevil)
Lineage: Eukaryota; Metazoa; Arthropoda; Insecta; Coleoptera; Curculionidae
Source: the annotation of a GenBank genome assembly